This is a messenger RNA of Argentina anserina (silverweed cinquefoil), 1197 nucleotides long. RefSeq lists its product as uncharacterized. Bases 124 to 867 code for a protein of 247 amino acids. The record is from RefSeq and is a predicted model, not a curated record. Lineage: Eukaryota; Viridiplantae; Streptophyta; Magnoliopsida; Rosales; Rosaceae. The transcript has 8 exons.
AUCUCCUCCCUUCUUUCCUUGUUUGGCUGUUAGUUUCGUUAACAAGCGCUCUUUCUGAGCCCAAAGAUUAUAUCUUUGUUUUUGUUAUGCUGCAACUUGUUAUAGCCAAGCAGUAAGAAGUUGAUGAAUUCAUGUUUGCAACUUAUUCUGGAAGUGAAAAUCAGCUUCAUGGAUGAUGGUCUUGGGAAGAUAAAAGUGAUUCCAGAUCAUUUUAAAGCAUCCCCACCCAGUGGUGACUCUUCUCAAAACGAUAGGUCCAUUAGCUGGAGCCGAAGAAAAUUAAGGACUGCUGCACACAUGCUGAAGUUGAACUUGUUUGGUCUAAGGGGGCUGCCAUGGGGUUCUGGUACAGAUGGUGAAGAAAAGGUUGAGCUAUCUGCUGUAGAACUAGAAUCACUUCGUACAGAGCUCGCUGAUAUAGAAGAGAGGGAAGCUCACUUGAAAGCUCAAUUGGAACAUGUUGAUGAAAUUUUGCGAUCUGCUCGUCUGUCUGGCUAUUUGUACAUUCGAACUAGAUGGACAGCAUUACCAGGAGAACCUCCUCCCCUUGAUGAUACUGAUGUUGAUGACUGGCUUCCGCGCUUUGUUGUCUUGCAAGGGACCUGUAUGUUCUUCUACUUGUUAUCCACAGAUAUAAGUCCUCAAGACUCUACCCUAUUAUCUGAUAUUGUUGAAAUAGGCCCCUUGCCAAGCUUUACACGAGAUGAUGAAGGAACUCGAUAUGCAUUUUAUAUUUUAACACGUCAAGGACUGCGGUACGAGUGCUCUAAUGUUUCUGAGAUACAGUUGAAUUCCUGGUUGGCGGCAUUGCGAAUUGACUGCAAAUUGGAAAAAUCUGAUGCCACUAUACCAAAUGGCUCGUGUUAGACGUGAAGCUGUACGCUUUUAGUAGCCCCAAGUCAUAAAUUAAGAUGUAGGCGAACUGGCUAACUGUGAUGUUCUGGCUUUACAAAGCCUGACCCUGCUUUCAUUAAAUUCAUUCAUCCUCUUUGUACAUAAAAAUAGCACCUAACUGAAGUAGCAUUCCAAAUCUAUGCUGCUUACUUAGAAGUUUACUGAUGCAUAAUUAAGCUCAUCGACUUAUAUAGGAUUUGUUGGCCUGAAGUAUCUUGGAUAUACCAUGUAAAUAGUCAAAUUUCUUUAAGCACAUCUCCCUGUUUCUUCUAUUCUUCAAUGAGAUGCUUCAAUUAUCCUGAA